AUGUCUCACCUGAAAUUCUACGCAUACGAAGGGGCCGGAACCCAAAAGCAGCGGGAUUUCUGUGGCUGGGACCCUGUUACGGGCGAAUUUGAGAGGGAAAUCAAUGCACAAAUUGACCUUGCGUUUUCCAAUGUGGAGCGUUGCUUGAAAGAUGCUGGUGGAAAGGGCUGGUCACAAGUAUACCGCGUGAAUUCAUACCACGUUCCAAUCAAUAACGAGGCCCUAGCGGCGAUGGUCCGUAACUUCAAAAAAUACAUGCCGGACCACCAGCCUAUCUGGACCUGUGUUGGCGUUCCUCGAUUGGGUGAGGAUGAUAUGCGUGUCGAAAUCGAGGUGGUCGCUCAUGACCCUGAAGGUGCUAAAGUGGCUGCUUCUUCUUAA
Penicillium expansum is the source of this 381-nucleotide messenger RNA. Its product is annotated as YjgF/Yer057p/UK114 family. Gene Ontology annotation, cellular component: cytosol. The record is from RefSeq and is a predicted model, not a curated record. Bases 1 to 381 code for a protein of 126 amino acids. The transcript is spliced from 2 exons. NCBI's taxonomy places the organism in Eukaryota, Fungi, Ascomycota, Eurotiomycetes, Eurotiales, Aspergillaceae. Gene Ontology annotation, molecular function: deaminase activity.